UUUUCUUUAUUUCCGUAUGGGAAGUUGUAUUUUAACAAUGUAUUCGGGUUUUCAUAAUUGUUUAAACGUUGAUCAACGUUUACCCAUCACGUAUUGCAGUGUAUAAAUAUUAGAUGGGAAUUUUUAUUGGAUAAAUCUGGUUUAUUUUACUUUUAACGUAUGAGUAGUUGUAUUUUGAUGAGUGAAUAAUGUUUUAUGAUAAUAUGGAGCAGCUGGAGUUUCACUUCUUUAUGAGAAGUGUAUAAACGUUGACACAUAUUGCCAGGUAUAUAUAUUGGAUGUGAAUUUUAAUUGGUGUCAUGUUUCGUCCAGCCAAGCUCAACAUAUCCCGUACCGGAGCCACGUUUGGUGGCAUGGUCGCAAAAUGUCUUCAGACGACCGGCUCGGUUUUUCAGCACGCGUUCACGUGCCUGCAUCUCGUUUUCUGCAUCUGGUUCGUAAACAUGGUAUUCGGCACGACCACGGACCAGAGUCAUUUGCAUCCCUUAGAGUCGUACGGUCUAUUGGGUUGUAUACUGCUGUACUCGCUGCGCUCAAUCCCCUACCUCUCUCUUACUUUUGGAAUAACGAACAUACUGGGCAUAGUGACGAUGAACACGUUUCCAGCGCCGCCCACACUGGAGGCGGUUAAGGCAAAGAUCCCGUUCCUCUGCUUCCGCGUAGUAACACGGGGCCUGUACCCCGACCUCGUGAAGACCAAUGUGGAAAGGAACAUCAAGACGUGCUAUAAAGUGGGUCUGGACAACUUUAAGUUUGAGGUGGUGACUGAUAACGCAUUGAAUCUCCCCAAGUCUGCACUGGUACGGGAGCUGGUGGUACCUAACGACUACCAGACGUUGAAGCACUCGCUGUUCAAGGCGCGCGCGCUGCAGUACUGCAACGAGCCGGCAGUAAACAUCCUCUCCAACGAUGACUGGGUGGUGCAUCUGGAUGAGGAGACGCUGCUAACCGAGAGCUCCACCAUCGGACUCGCGAACUUCGCCAGUCAGGGCCACGGGGACAUCGGGCAGGGCGUCAUCUCGUACGCCAACGAGGAGAUAGUCAACUGGUGGACCACCCUGGCCGACUGCGUGCGCGUCUCCGUAGACCUGGGCAUGAUGAGGUUCUCAUUCCGCAAGCUUGGCUGCCCGCUCAUGGGGUUUAAGGGCUCUUACAUCAUCGUGAAAGAGUCCGUGGAAAAAGACAUCGGGUUCGACUUUGGACCGAAGGGAAGCGUGGCGGAGGACGUAAUGUUUGCGCUGGUGGCCUGGGGCAAGGGAUACAAAUUCAACUUCGUGGAGGGGGAGAUGUGGGAGAAAAGUCCCUUCACGCUCGGGGACUACAUCAAGCAGCGAAAGCGCUGGUUUGUUGGUCACGUGUAUACCCUUUUGAGUCCUGAAAUCCCAUUUAAGUGCAAACUCGGCAUGAUCCCAACGGAUUUAGGCUGGUUUCUACUGGUUGGGAAUAUUUUGAAUUUUCCAGCCUCGUUUGCGUUUCCAAUCCCACUUCCGCUAGUAAUGAAUGUUACCGCUGGAAGUAUGGGAGGACUGAUUCUGUUUUUGUUCACAUUCGGAUCAAUAAAAUCGUUUAGCUCGCGAAAAUAUGGACUAUUUAGAAAACUAUUGCUUAUUUUCGCUACAAUUCCCGUUAUCCCACUGGCGGCCUGUCUGGAUGCCAUCGCGUCGGUGUACGGAUUCUACACGCGCAAUUCCGGGGGCUUCCAUAUCGUUAUGAAGGAAACACAGAAACAAACGAAACGACAAUCGUCUCAGAUCAACAUGGACUUGAUAUAAUAGAAGUCAGGGCUAAUAGGAAGUAUUCAAACAUAAUUCAUGCAUUAUCAUAGUGCAUGUAUUUAUGUGUUGUUUUGUAUUGAAUGUUUAUAUAUUUUCACAGAUUGACACAGUGUGACAUACGGUCAUCGACCUUUCAUACAUUUAAUUAGAAACUGCGAAUGUGUGCGUGUUACCUUCCAAAAGUAAGGCUGUUGUUCAUCACUUGAAAGACAACUCAUACAAUCAAUAUACACCUGCUCAUCCAUAGUGGUCUACCUUGAUUACGAAAUUGCUCGCACAUUGAAACAGUGCGUGUGUCUGUAUUUGCCUAAAUAAAUAUCUUAGAUUUAAUGUUUACACAAUUAUACUGUACACUACACACAUACGCAUUGUACCAUGUUAUUGUGCUAAUCUUGAUGCAAUUAGGUGGUCGCGUAUACCCUCUCGUGUUAACUGUUUAUAACUCCGUAGUAAAAAGCCCGAUUUUCUAUUGUAUUGUCCAUUUUACUAAGAAGAUGUUGUCCAUAUAUUUUGCAAUUGUGUUUAUACAUGUUUGUUCUUUAUACCUCAAGUUAUGACAAUGCAUAAAUUGUACAAGACUUAAUUGUACCCACAUAAAAAUGGCUUUAAAUG
This is a messenger RNA of Dreissena polymorpha, 2387 nucleotides long. RefSeq names its product beta-1,4-mannosyltransferase egh-like. The record is from RefSeq and is a predicted model, not a curated record. Bases 300 to 1772 code for a protein of 490 amino acids. Gene Ontology annotation, molecular function: beta-1,4-mannosyltransferase activity. The transcript is spliced from 3 exons. Lineage: Eukaryota; Metazoa; Mollusca; Bivalvia; Myida; Dreissenidae. Gene Ontology annotation, cellular component: cytoplasm.